Molecule: messenger RNA, 528 nt
Organism: Vittaforma corneae ATCC 50505
Lineage: Eukaryota; Fungi; Microsporidia; Nosematidae
Exons: 1
Coding region: 1-528 (175 amino acids)
Source: RefSeq, a predicted model, not a curated record
AUGUCUUUCAAAAUAUCUCAUGGGAUUUUCAAAAACUACACUGGCUCAAGCACUAUCUUCUCUAGCUCGGAACUUGUCACAACCACAAUUUCUGGACCCUCUGACAAUCUUAAAAGGGAUGAUUGCUAUGAUUCACUCACUAUUGAAACAAAAGUACGUCUUUUUCCACAGUGUAGACCCUUUGAUAGUAUGGCAGUUGGGAUAGUUAAUAAAAUUCUUGAUACAUUUGUGUUGAAAGAGGUGGAAAAGUUCAGAUCUAUUAGUAUAUCAGUCUACACCAACACACGUAACCUUUCAAUGAUAUGCAAUUCGGUUUUAAUUGCUUGCCUUGAUGGUGGAAUUCCCCUAAAAUCCAUGUUUUACAGUGUUGGUUCUAGUGAUUUGUUCGUUUUUAGUUCUGGAAAAAUUGUAUUAUAUCACUGUUUUGGAUAUAUUGAUGAUGAAAUGUCCAACAAACGACAAAAAGAGCUUGCUCAUAUCAAAGAGUGCAUUGAUUUUGCGAUGGCUGAUGUUUUUACUAUUGCAUAG